Messenger RNA from Rosa chinensis, 1146 nucleotides. RefSeq lists its product as uncharacterized. The transcript has 3 exons. Bases 9 to 1061 code for a protein of 350 amino acids. The record is from RefSeq and is a predicted model, not a curated record. NCBI's taxonomy places the organism in Eukaryota, Viridiplantae, Streptophyta, Magnoliopsida, Rosales, Rosaceae.
CCAUUCUCAUGUCACAGCUCAGAAACAAAAUGGAGCAUGAUCAUGAAGCAGCUCUAUUCCAUUCAUACCCUGCCUGUGCAUACUACGUCCAGAGCCCAUCCACCAUCUCCCAUGCUAACAGCGCCCAUAUCCGAAACAGCACCAUCCCCGAAUCCGAAUUCCAAUUCAACUCCCCCGCCCGACCCGACCCAACAAACCCUACCCUUCAGGAGCAGGAAGUAGCCUCUCGAGCCUUUACUCUCUCGCACUACUCCUCCUCUCGAGGAUCCAGCCACUCCUUCUUGCAUCACCAGAAAAAGAUCUCUUACGAUGCAGGUAGCCACGAAAAUGGUGAGAACCGUUUGAUUAUUUUGGAUGCCGGCGGCGAUGAUAUUCAUAAUGGUGAUGGUCGUGAAGAUGAUGAUGAAUAUGAUCAUUACGGGAUGAAGAAAAGAUCAGGGUGGUGGAAGAGGUACUGUUCGUACCGGAAUUCGGACUCGUGUGUGUGGAUUUUCAUGCAAAUUAGUUGGAGGGCUAUCUUGAGCUUCUGGGUUGCAUUGCUUGUGUUUUAUAUCGCCACAAAGCCACCUCCACCCAAAGUAUCUAUUAAGAUGGCAGGAAUAGGGCAAUUUGGGUUAGGGGAAGGAGUUGAUGGUUCAGGUGUUUCAACUAAGUUCCUAACCUGCAAUUGUUCCAUAGACCUAAUAAUAGAGAACAAGUCUAAGCUCUUUGGACUUCGAAUUCGUCCUCCAAUGAUGGACGUCUCCUUCGGCCGCCUGUCUUUUGCAUCAUCACAUGGACCAAAGCUAUAUGCAGAACAUGGGUCAACAAAGUUCAAGUUAUAUGUGGGAACAAGAAACAGGCCUAUGUAUGGUGCUGGAAGAAGCAUGGAGGACAUGUUAGAGUCAGGCAAAGGUUUGCCUUUGGUGGUUCGAGUCAGAUUGCGCUCAAGUUUUCAAGUCGUUUGGAAUCUGAUAAAGCCUAAGUUCCAUCACCAAGCUCAGUGCUCAUUAGUCCUUGAUCGGGCUUACGACAAAAGACAUCGAACUCAGGCCUACAACAGCACCUGUAUAAUCACUUAAAGGAAGAAUUAGUCGUGGUAGAGAUCAUUGAAAUGGGACUAUAUAUCUAUCUAUAUGCACAAAAUGAAAUGAAAUGAUGGAAGCC